UCGGCCGCGAAGAGGUCCUCAGCAGCUCCAAAUAUUCGUUGCGCUCCCUGCCAGGCCUACCCUAAGUGGAGGCGCCGAGCCCAAACGACAAACCCAUUCGUGCAAAGCUGCCCGUGCUGCACUCUGAGCGGAGCAUAUCGACGCGAGCAAGCUAUGUCGUUGAACAGAAUGUCUCUCCUGGGUCACUCGGGGCGGCGAGCACCGAUCAUCAUUGGAGCAUUUCUCAAAAGGCAGCAGCGGCAGUUUCAUCUGCUUCCUUCGCAGGAGCUAUCUCUCCUUAGCGAGCACAUUGCCAGCGUCGCUCCGCCGACCCUCGCAAGCAGUCCAUCGGAUGCAGCAUCCAUUGCAAACUCUCUCCCAGGGCAGCAGGCAACACUCAUCGCUGACAUUCAAGACGCACAUCCGCAAGAUGGUCGCUUCGUCACCACACCGCUUAGAGCAGGCGAGCCGUCGUUCGACGCCGGGCUCAAAGGCACUGUCCACCAUACGAAAGGAGAGAAAAUGGCCAAGCAUAUCGCAAAAAAGGUCCUUGGUUCGCACAACAUCUUCAUGUCCAGCAUGCCUCCAUUUGCGCUCAAGAAGGCUGGCAAGGUGAUUGUGGCACCUGCGCCGUCAUCUGCGGCGCUUCGCUUGCAGGUUCUUCUUCUCGCCGACAGAAAAGGCCACCCGCAUCCCUCGCGGCCCGGGAUGCACUACGGUCCAACGCUGACGGUGUCGACAUUGCCAGCAAGUAUACCGGUUGCUAGUGCGCGCCGCAGCUUUCCCGAGCUUACCAGCCUCACCUGCAUUGAUGUUGGCCGAAUCAAGCCGAUGGGAGCAAUCGAAGAGAGGUGCGAUCCAGCGGCGGAAGAUAUUUUGCGGGCCACAGCCAAACAAGGCGCUAGCGAAUCCUUGGCCAAUCUGGAGAGAGACCUUGCACUGGGCGAGCACUUUGGUGCUCAGUGCAAAGUUCUGCUGCAGUCGUUCCUGGAGGACCUCUUCGUGCUCUACUGGAAGGCAGAUGGAGAGAGAUUCACUCUCGAGAUCGAGCUAAGCCAAGAUGGCAGCAAGGUUCACGUGCACUCUCAAAAUCUUACAUUUGACGAUUAUACAACAGGCAAAGCUGGCCGGCAAAAGUUGCUCACAGCGCUGCGCGCACGCCCAGAGAUCGGCUACAAGGCUGGAAUGCGAGCUCCAGAGGCUCAAACGCGGCCAGGUCAGAUUGCGGAUGCAACCAGCGCAGUCUUGCACGAUCUCUCUGCACUUGAAGCCGAGGCCGCGUUGGAAGGGCUGAUCUACCGAAAGCACCAGAACGGCAACAUUGCCCUCUUUGGCUACGGCGCAGGCAUGGGUAUGGGCACGCUCGACGGAGUGAUUGCCGAGGGAGGACACCCGUCCAACUUCUUCGACGGCGGCGGAAGUGCAACGCGCGAGAAUGCACGCGCGGCUAUCCGCAUCAUCUCCCAGGACCCGAGCGUCAAGGCUGUCCUCGUGAACAUCUUUGGGGGCAUCACGAAGAGCGACCAGGUCGCGCUGGGGAUCAUCGACGCCUUCGAGCAGUUUGGCCUUAAGCACAAGAGCUUGCCGCUCAUCGCAAGAUUCAAGGGAAACAAGGCGCAGGAGGCUCAGGAGACGCUCGCGAAGAGUGGGUUGAAUGUAAAGUUUGUCCGAAGCUUGCGAAUUGGCGCACAAGAGGCUAUCAAAGCCGCGACUGCUUUUGAGCAAACCCUUGCCAGUGAAGCAAGGUGGCAAGGAGCCUUCCAAACAAAAGGAACUGGCCGUCAACCUUACGGCACGCUUACGGUAUUCGGCCAACCGCCCGGGACGCGAUCGCUGUCCACUUCCGCGAGGCUUUUCUCAAAGCAGCCUUACCACUUUGUCACAGGCUACGCAUUUGCUGGUAAGCCGCGCGAUCCCGAAGGAGAGCAGCAGCAGCAGGCGGAAGGCUUGUCUGCAGAGGCAAGUGGUAGCUCUAAAGCGAUGCGAUAUGCAACUUUGGCAAAGCAGAUCGGCUUUAUGGCCGACACGGAGAUCGGACGUUGGCGAGAUGAGCUUCUACAGGGCGGCGAAGCUGGCGAGGAUGCCAUCGCUUGCGCUGACAUGAGCAAAGCAAGUGGCGAUCCGAUGGGAGACGAGGAAGGGGACGUCGUCAUUGGCGUUGCUGACGGCGUCGGAGGGUGGACAGAGAACGGUGUCGACCCCUCCCUCUUUUCUCAGGCGCUGAUGUACCACGUGACGCAGCAGGCUGCGAAAUUCAGGGCGUGCCCGGAGCGGUUGAGCAACGAUGAGCUCGAUCCAUCCAAAGGACCAGCGCCUGAUCCAUCGCAUCACCCUGGUCUACCGCAAGCAUUGCUGUCACAUGCGUACGAUGCUGUUCAGAAGGAGCCGCUCGUCAUUGCGGGCAGUGCGACUGCCUGUGUUAUCACGCUUGACUCGAGCAAAGGUGUCCUUCGCAGCGCCAAUCUAGGCGACAGUGGCUUCAUCAUCCUGCGGCAAGGAUGGAAUGCGACCGUAAGCGGGGCCAACCCUGGGGGCAAAGACACCUUGCGUACAAUACGGGACGAAAUGCAACCCCACGUUGUGCAACCAAAGACAUCAAGGUCAGCGCCACGGCCUCAGGAGGACGUCUAUUUUGCGUCGACCCCUUUGCAGUACGGUUUCAAUACACCCUAUCAGCUUGCCAAAUUGCCAGCAUCGAUGACACAAGAAGGCAGCAUCGCCAAUACGCCGCGAGACGCAGCGCUCUGGGAUUGCAAGCUGCGAGACGGUGAUAUUGUUCUCGCGGGCACGGAUGGACUGUGGGACAAUGUGCACACUGCAGAAAUUGUGCAGCUGAUGCGUUUCAUACGCGAGAAGCACCAUUCGGCGUGGAAUGCGCGGCGCAACUCCUCUACAUUGUCGGCGUCGCCAAAAGGCGCAGCUGCCUCUUCAACGAUGAGACAUCUCGAUCCUACCAAUGUGGACGCUACGACUUCGAGCGAUCCACUCGCAGAAGAGCGCAGCUUUGUGCAGUUGUUCGCGCACAACCUGGUCGAAUACUGCAAAAUGUGCCAGUUCAGCCAAACGAAGCGGAGCCCAUUCGAGCGGGAGGCGGAGCGAUAUGGUAUCCAUUAUCCAGGAGGCAAGGUAGACGAUGUUGCGAUUGUAGUGGCAUUGGCCACCGAGCGAUGAUUUUGUAGCAUACAUAGCCUAUUGCCGUAGAGUCAGACCACUGUAUGCAUAUACCUCAACGAUGAGCUCACUUUUCGUGAGUCAUCUCGUCAUCCUCUAUGCUCACAGUGAAUCUCAUAGUCACAUCUGUUUUCAUCGUCUCCAAUGGUCGAGAUGAUGGUCAU
Molecule: messenger RNA, 3314 nt
Organism: Tilletiaria anomala UBC 951
Lineage: Eukaryota; Fungi; Basidiomycota; Exobasidiomycetes; Georgefischeriales; Tilletiariaceae
Exons: 2
Coding region: 154-3150 (998 amino acids)
Molecular function (GO): catalytic activity
Source: RefSeq, a predicted model, not a curated record